GUCACUAUAUCUAGCGGCAUCGUUUUAAGGAAGAUCGUCGACGUCUCAUAACCGUAGUUUACCGCAACUCGUCGACGAAAACGUGUGUUUCUUUUUCUGUGAAAUCGCAACGUAACUUGAUAUCUGUGAGUCGGCUGAGAUCUGUCCGACAAAAUGACUACCAAGCCUGCAUACCGCGUUGCCGAUAUGUCCUUGGCGGAAUGGGGCCGUAAAGAAAUCACCCUAGCCGAGCACGAAAUGCCAGGACUCAUGGCAAUCAGGAAAAAAUACGGCCCUGAAAAAAUUUUGAAAGGUGCACGUAUCGCGGGUUGCUUGCAUAUGACUGUACAAACCGCUGUUCUCAUUGAAACCCUUGUUGAGCUCGGAGCUGAGGUUCAGUGGUCAUCAUGCAAUAUAUUCAGCACGCAGGAUCACGCAGCCGCAGCUAUUGCAAAAACAGGUGUUCCUGUGUACGCGUGGAAAGGUGAAACAAAUGAAGAAUAUCUUUGGUGCAUAGAGCAGACUCUUGUCUUCAGUGAUGGCAAACCACUGAAUCUCAUUCUCGAUGAUGGUGGUGAUCUGACCAAUCUGGUCCACACCAAAUUUCCUGAAUAUUUAAAAGAGUGCCGUGGCCUUUCAGAGGAGACCACCACCGGUGUGCAUAAUCUGUAUCGUAUGUUGAAAGAAGGAACUCUUAAAGUCCCUGCAAUCAACGUCAAUGAUUCAGUAACAAAGAGUAAAUUCGACAAUCUGUACGGAUGUAGAGAAUCAUUGAUCGAUGGCAUAAAACGAGCUACAGAUGUAAUGAUUGCUGGGAAAGUUUGUAUAGUGGCUGGAUAUGGCGACGUUGGCAAAGGAUGCGCUCAAAGUCUCAGGGCACUGGGUGGUCGUGUCAUAAUCACAGAAAUCGAUCCCAUUAACGCACUUCAAGCAGCUAUGGAAGGAUACGAGGUAACCACGAUGGAAGAAGCGUCCACCAAAGGACAAAUAUAUGUUACCACCACUGGAUGCAAGGAUAUCAUAUUGGGUCAGCAUUUCAUGAAUAUGCCAGAAGAUGCUAUUGUUUGCAACAUUGGCCACUUCGACUGUGAAAUAGAUGUCGCUUGGCUUGAAAAGAAUGCGGUUGAGAAAGUGAACAUUAAGCCCCAAGUAGACAGAUACCAGUUGAAGAAUGGCAGACAUGUUAUCCUCCUCGCUGAGGGUCGUUUAGUUAACCUUGGAUGCGCAACGGGACACUCGAGUUUCGUUAUGAGUAAUUCGUUCACGAAUCAAGUGCUGGCACAAAUAGAGUUGUGGACGAAACCAAAGUCAUAUUCAGUCGAUGUUUACAUGUUACCGAAGAAACUGGACGAAGAAGUUGCAGCGCUACAUUUGGAUCACCUCGGUGUGAAGCUCACAAAACUCACAGAAGAGCAGGCCAAAUAUCUUGGUGUUCCUGUGGAAGGACCUUACAAGGCUGAUCAUUAUAGAUAUUAGUUCUUAUUAAGAAUUCAGAAGCUCCUAUGUACUUCUACGCAUUUCCAAUAUAACAAUAAAAACACGACAACAAUGGUUUUCAUUGAAUUUGUCGGUUACUGACCUUUUAGUUACUCAUUUGUUAAUUUUAAUUUGAUCAUCAAACAUUGCGUCUAACUUAUCGCGAUCCGUUAAAAGGAUAAUUGUAUUUCAU
Messenger RNA from Nomia melanderi (Alkali bee), 1648 nucleotides. It is a transcript of the gene Ahcy, whose product is annotated as adenosylhomocysteinase. The record is from RefSeq and is a predicted model, not a curated record. NCBI's taxonomy places the organism in Eukaryota, Metazoa, Arthropoda, Insecta, Hymenoptera, Halictidae. Gene Ontology annotation, molecular function: adenosylhomocysteinase activity. Gene Ontology annotation, biological process: L-methionine cycle. Gene Ontology annotation, cellular component: cytosol.